ACCUAACCUGGACCUACAAUACCAACAAAAUACCUGAUACCUGAGCACAGCAACCUCCAUACAUACAUCACUUGCUCGCACAUUGCGAACUUGAAUAUCUCACUCUCUCUUGAGAUCCACUUGUCCUGCACCAUACACUCGCUAUGUCUUGUACCAUCCGUCGUCUAACAAGUAUAGAAUAGCUCGUCUUUUCCUGGCUCUUUGCCGACCCCAAUAACCCCUUUCAGUCUUGGCCGAAAACCACCAUUGAAAGUUAAUCCAAGCUACAUCGACUUUCCCGUCUUGCCUUUUUUCCCACCCCCACCAUCGACAGAAAUAACGGUGGCGAGGAGUUAGCUACCUAGCUAAACCUCUCAAUCUGCAAGGCUGACUCUCGCGACAACUAGGUCGAAAGGACCCCAUGUCAGAUAAUCGGGAGCUAGCAGCAAUACCUCGCCUAGGAACAAAAGCUAGAAACGAAAACCGUCAGGAGGCCCCUUAAACCGUGCACGAAUUAUGAAUUAGAAGCUAUGCGUCUUGCUAACUAGUGCAUCCUUUUUUUCCCACUUAGACCAGAUGGACGUUGCGACUGAGAGUGCGCCGCGAAACUUACCCGUUAACAAGGCUGACGAGAGCAUGGGCGCACGUACGGUUCCAAUUAUCACUACCCCUACGCCGAUGCCAACCAUAAAGAUGUCGGCCCCUUCGCCACCGGGUGAGCCCAUGGAUAUCACCACGCCGACUAACUCAUCGGCUCCGCAGAGUGCUCGGAAGAGUUCUGAGGGGGAAGGUAGCGAUUCUAAUGAUCGCCAGAGCACCGCGCUAUCGGGGGAGCAGAGCUCGAACUUCUCUUCAAUCACAAUGCCCGCGCCUGCCGCUGCGGCUGUUCAUCAGCCGAAGAUAGUACAAACUGCGUUUAUCCAUAAACUCUACAACAUGCUAGAAGACCCUAACAUACAACACCUCAUUAGCUGGUCCAGCUCUGCUGAGAGCUUCGUUAUGUCACCUUCGCAUGAUUUUUCCAAAGUUCUUGCCCAAUAUUUCAAGCACACGAAUAUAUCCUCUUUCGUUCGACAACUCAAUAUGUACGGCUUUCAUAAAGUAAGCGACGUAUUCCAUACUGGUUCCCCAGAGACUGCGUUGUGGGAAUUCAAACAUGGCAACGGCAACUUCAAAAAAGGUGACCUGGUUGGCUUGCGCGAGAUCAAGCGACGGGCAUCUCGUCAUACACUAAUUCACCGAGACCACCGGGAAUACAGUCAGAAGCCAACCCCAUCGCAGCCAGGCACUCCGGCCGAACCAAUGCCACCAAUCCAUGACGGUUCGGAUCCGAGGCUCGCGAACAUUGAGCAUUCCUUAUAUGAAGUCACGACCAGGCUGCAGCGCAGUGAGGAGAAUGCUCAUUACAUGAAUGUGAAGCAGCAAGCAAUGUCAGACGCAAUGAAUCGCUUGCUGCAGUUAAACCAAGAAUUAUCUAGAACGAUUUUGAGCCUUGUUCCGCCAGAGAAUCCUGUUCAUAGAGAUGUUCUUGCGCUCCAAGGUGAGAUCCAACGUCAAACCGAAUUCGUUCGUUCCAUAGACGAACCACAUGAACCAUCCUUCCCGAAUAGCCGUCAGCUCUUUGCGAAUCUUGAGAAUCCUCCCGUAUCUCCCCGACAGUUAGCUCAGGACGACCAGCGAAGAAUAGGGGGCGUGUAUCCUCAAUCCCGAACCAAUUUCUACCGACCUCCAGUAUCUUCCAACCUCGCAAUAAGCUCCUCCAAUGCAGCGAUAAACUCACGUCGAUCACAUGGGUCGAUCAGUGGGAGCACAACCCAGUCUUCGCCUUCUCCUCUCCGGUCUCAAGCGCCGCCACCACCACCUGGUCCUCAUCCGCUUGCUACCGUCGAGCCCCCACCGAGCGGUCUGUCUAGGCGGCACACCUCAGCCGAUAUCCGAGCUGCUGGGUGGCAAGUCAACCCGCCGCCGUAUAUUUCCUCUGGCCCCCCUUCGUCUUAUUGGCCGUCUUCUCCCAACCGAGGCGCCCAAGAUGAGCAACGCAUCCGUGAUCCUCCGUCUCACUACUCACUAUCGCGGCCUGCUACUCCGCCGGCCCCUUUCUCAAACGGCAAUAUCGGGAAUGGGUUAGAAAGCCUCAACAAUUGGUCCUGGAAUUCUGCCAACCGAGAAAACAAAAACCUUUCAAUUAAAGACAUGUCUGCCCCUCCAACUAGGAGGGGAAGCAUGGCGCACAUCCUUAAUCCCACAGAUACAGUAGAACGGGACGAGGAAGGCGAUCCUCGAGGAGAUGAAGAUCGAAAGCGGAAACGGAUAUAAUAAUUGGCAUUGUAGGUCCUUGAGUAUCUCAUAUCUUGCGCCAUGAAUAAGCGUUGUCGCAUAUUAUACCACAUACAGCGGGACUUUGUUUUUGUAUAGAGCGAUUCAUGCGGAAUACACGAAUCUCUGAGGAUCUACGGCCAUGUUAUAUGACAUUGACUAUGCACCUUACGAAUUUCUUUUCAUUUUGAUAAAUUUUUUGUUUUUCCUUUCACUGCAUUGCUAUACUCCUUUCUUGGAUAUCUUAAGUUUGUCGCUGAAAUACCAAAAAGUGUUGGCUACAUUGAAAAUUGCUCGGGGCGGUUUGGUGAUGGUAUGGUGACGGGCGAGAUAUUACUCACUAUAUUCCAUUCAUGGGGGCUUUUUUUUUUCUUCGAAUUUGGAGGCUGGCGGCGGAUGUCUGAAUCAACUUGCCCAUUGGGUUUUGUACAACACGGAACACGGGCAUGGUUCUUACUUCGGAAGGGGGGCUGUUGUAAUCCGUUGGGAGAGGUAUCAAGCUGGAAAUUUCAUCCAAUUAUGCUCGUGGAGUCAUUAAUCAUGUACUCUUAACAGAAAAAAAAAGGUGCCUAGUCAAUGUAGGAGUAAAGGCUUAUUUUGCAUACAUCACCGGCGAGGAAACUAUGACAGCUUUCUAGGUUACGAGGUAGCUUUCAUUUUUCAUGCCUAAUGAUCUAUCACAUUUCGAAGCCA
Molecule: messenger RNA, 2988 nt
Organism: Daldinia caldariorum
Lineage: Eukaryota; Fungi; Ascomycota; Sordariomycetes; Xylariales; Hypoxylaceae
Product: HSF-type DNA-binding-domain-containing protein
Exons: 6
Coding region: 556-2295 (579 amino acids)
Biological process (GO): regulation of DNA-templated transcription
Molecular function (GO): sequence-specific DNA binding; DNA-binding transcription factor activity
Source: RefSeq, a predicted model, not a curated record